Messenger RNA from Puccinia triticina, 2508 nucleotides. RefSeq lists its product as uncharacterized. Gene Ontology annotation, cellular component: Prp19 complex; spliceosomal complex. The transcript is spliced from 7 exons. Bases 1 to 2508 code for a protein of 835 amino acids. Gene Ontology annotation, biological process: mRNA splicing, via spliceosome. The record is from RefSeq and is a predicted model, not a curated record. Lineage: Eukaryota; Fungi; Basidiomycota; Pucciniomycetes; Pucciniales; Pucciniaceae.
AUGAGAAUCAUAAUCAAAGGGGGUGUCUGGAGGAACACCGAGGAUGAAAUCCUCAAGGCGGCCAUUUCAAAAUAUGGGAAGAAUCAAUGGGCUCGAAUAUCCUCCUUGUUGGUUCGAAAAACUCCCAAACAAUGCAAAGCACGAUGGUACGAAUGGCUAGACCCAUCGAUCAAAAAGACCGAAUGGUCAAAAGAGGAAGACGAGAAGCUACUCCAUCUUGCCAAGUUGAUGCCAACCCAGUGGCGUACGAUAGCUCCCAUCGUUGGCCGAACAGCGAACCAAUGUCUCGAGCGCUACCAAAGGUUGUUGGAUGAAGCUGAGCAACGAGAAGCAGCUGAGGGCGAUGAUGAUCUAGGGCUCACCGGGACUGGGGCCGAAGCUGGUCCGAGUGCUGAUGAUGUGCGGAGGCUACGGCCUGGUGAAGUAGACCCGGACCCAGAAGCUAAACCGGCAAGACCUGAUCCGAUCGAUAUGGACGAAGAUGAAAAGGAAAUGUUAUCUGAGGCCCGUGCUAGGCUAGCAAACACCCAAGGCAAAAAGGCGAAGCGGAAGGCACGUGAGCGACAGUUAGAGGAAGCUAGACGAUUGGCCAUGCUGCAAAAAAAACGUGAACUCAAAGCCGCUGGGAUUGUAAUGCGAAUGAGACCCAAGAAAGAUGGCAUGGAUUACAAUGCUGACAUCCCCUUCGAGAAACAACCUGCGCCUGGGUUUUAUGAUACGACGCAAGAGAAGAACAAAUUCAUUGCUGCUCCAGUUGGGAAGAACCUUCGUCAGUUGGACUCUCACAAACGUACCCGUGCCGAAGACGAGGAAGAGCGGCGCAAACGGGCAAGAAAGGCGAAGGAGAUGGCAGCCGACAAAGAUGCCUCUGCUCACUUUGUACCCGCCAAGGACAGCCUAAUCCAACGUCAAAAGGAAGAAGCUAAUAUUCUCAAACGGCGCGCGUUGGUUUUACCCGAACCUCAAGUUGGAGACUCUGAGCUUGAAGAUAUCGUCAAAAUCGGACAGGCCGGUGAAACAGCUAAAAGCUUGGUCGAAGAUGGUGGAGAAGGUGCUAGCCAAGGGUUACUUGGAGAGUACUCGACCCUUCAACAUGUCCAAACCGCUCGAACACCCCGCACUCCCGCUCAAGCUGACAACAUUAUGGCUGAAGCCAGAAACCUUCGCAACAUGACGAUGGCGCAGACCCCCUUACUCGGUGAAGCCAACACACCAUUGCAUGAACUGGUGGGGCGGGGUACCGGGUUUGAUGGUGCCACACCUGCACGAGUUGUCACUGCAACUCCGAACCCACUCGCAACGCCUUUGCACAAAAACGGUCGCGAUCCCAGCGCCACACCUGGUGGCGAUCACGCUAGUGUCGAUGGUACACCCAUGAGGACUCCCACGACCCGUAACACUCUCAACAUCAACGCAGGUGAUGAUAAAUCGAUGAUGGGCGACACGCCCCGCGCCCGUAACAUCGACAUCAAGCAGCAGUUGAGGCAAGGAUUCAUGGCGCUCCCGAAGCCAAAGAACGAUUACGAACUUGUCCUCCCCGAAGAGGAGCAAGAGCGCAUCGCGGAACUGGUGGAUGAAGCUGGAUCUAUCAUCGAAGACGCGGCUGAUCGACAGGCCAAAAUGCAAGCACUUCAAGCUGCCGAAGAAAAGAAAGCGCUCGCGAGACGGUCGCAGGUCAUUCAACGUGGCCUUCCACGACCGGUUGAGUUGGAUGAACAGCGCUUGAGAAAGAGUUUGGUCCAAGGCUCAAGUACAUUAGAGGACAAUCUUGAGCGCAAGAUCAUGGACGAGAUGAUCCAGCUGUUAUUACACGAUUCAGUGGUCUAUCCAGUCGCAGGUGGGAAGAUACCGGGAGGGGGUCGGUCUGACUUGGCCCCGAUAGAAGACGGGGCGAUUGCGGCCGCCAAAGAAUUAGUUCAUUCAGAGAUGGCUAACAGUUGCGGAUUCCCUGGUGCGAACUCUGAACAAAUCAAACGAGUGGCUGUAUUAGCAGAAGAAGAGCUCUUCAAUCGGACUUGGGAAGAUUGCUCGAAGAAGUAUGCUUUUGACGCGCGGACGCUCGGCUGGGUGGAGUCCUCGACGCUCGACGAGCACAUGAAGAUUGCGGGUUUGAAGCACAUGAUCGAUGAAGGGCGGACGAACAUCAUCAAAGAUGCAAAUGCUUGCAACAAGGCUGAGAAGAAGUUGACCAAGCUCGUGGGUGGCUAUCAGGCUCGGUCGAAGGGACUGAGUGAUAAAUUACGAAGCAGGGUGGCCGAGCUGGAUCGCUACCAAAUCGAGCUUGCUAGUUUUGAAAGACUCGAGAUCAACGAACAGGGCGCGGCAAAAAGAAGACUGGAGAAGUUAGAAGAGGAGGUUCAAACUUUGACUCGUAGGGGCAGGGAAGGACAAGAUACUUACAAAGAACUUGUAGGCGCAAAGGCUCUGCUUGAGGCCGAAAUUGAGGACAUGAAAGCCGAGCUAACGAUGCGAGAAGUCGAGGCGGCUAAUGAAGCAGCGUUGGCAUGA